AUGGCGAGCUCAACUCCCACCUCGCUCAACUUCAUCACCUUUAACCAGGAUCACAGCUGUCUGGCUGUAGGCACCGGCAAGGGCUUUCGCAUCUACCACACCGAUCCCUUCUCCAAGAUCUUCAGCAGCGACGAUGGUAGUGUCUCCAUUAUCGAGAUGCUCUUUAGCACCUCCCUCGUCGCCCUCAUCCUCUCGCCCCGCCACUUGAUAAUCCAAAACACCAAGCGCGCCUCCGUUAUUUGCGAGCUCACCUUUCCCUCGGCCGUACUGGCCGUCCGCCUCAACCGGAAGCGCCUGGCCGUCGUGCUCGAGGAUGAGAUCUACCUGUACGACAUUCAAAACAUGUCCCUCCUGACCAGUAUACCCACCUCGCCCAACCCUGGUGCCAUCUGCGCCCUCUCGCCCUCGUCAGAGAACUGCUACUUGGCCUAUCCGCUGCCGAAACCGCGAGAAGACGGAGGCGCUUCCGACCGCCGCCCUGCACACGCGCCUCCUGCCUCACUCUAUACGCCCGUCACCUCGGGCGACGUCCUCAUCUACGACACACUGACCCUCAAGGCCGUCAACGUCAUCGAGGCCCACAAGUCGCCCUUGUCGUGCGUUGCCCUGAACCAUGAGGGCAAUCUUCUGGCCACGGCGAGCGAGACUGGCACCAUCAUCCGCGUCUUCAGCGUGCCGCGCGGCCAGAAGCUGUUUCAAUUUCGGCGCGGUACUUAUCCCAGCACCAUCUCAAGUAUGUCCUUCAAUGCCACGAGCUCGCUCCUGUGUGUCUCUUCCACAACCGACACAAUCCACAUUUUCCGGUUACAGCAGCCAGGGCCCCCGUCGACGGCUGAGGCUUCCCGGGACCGUGUCACCAGAGGCAGGAGCUAUGACAGCGGCAACGACUCGCCGAGCAGCAAUACCGGUUCGCCACGCAGUGAUGCCGCCGAGGCGUCCAACCCACCGCCCACGAAUAGGAGGCAGAGCGGUUCGUUUAGUAGCAUCCUGCGGCGAUCCUCGCAAAUUAUGGGCAGCAGGGUGGCAGGCGUCGUGGGCAACUAUCUUCCGCAGACCUUUAAUGAGAUGUGGGAACCGCAGCGUGACUUUGCGCACAUCAAGAUUCCGAGGCCCCCCCAAAGACAGGGCGCGGGGAGGAGUGUCGUUGCCAUGUCUAGCAGCAGCCCUCAGGUCAUGGUUGUCACAUCUGAUGGCGGUUUCUAUGUCUUCAACAUUGACAUGGAGCAGGGCGGAGAAGGAUACUUGGUGAAGCAAUUCUCUGUUCUUGACAUUGAUGACAAACUGGAUCCGUAA
Molecule: messenger RNA, 1293 nt
Organism: Pestalotiopsis fici W106-1
Lineage: Eukaryota; Fungi; Ascomycota; Sordariomycetes; Amphisphaeriales; Sporocadaceae
Product: Autophagy-related protein 18
Exons: 2
Coding region: 1-1293 (430 amino acids)
Biological process (GO): nucleophagy; protein localization to phagophore assembly site; autophagy of mitochondrion
Cellular component (GO): phagophore assembly site membrane; fungal-type vacuole membrane; extrinsic component of membrane
Molecular function (GO): phosphatidylinositol-3-phosphate binding; phosphatidylinositol-3,5-bisphosphate binding; protein binding
Source: RefSeq, a predicted model, not a curated record